Molecule: messenger RNA, 414 nt
Organism: Acanthoscelides obtectus
Lineage: Eukaryota; Metazoa; Arthropoda; Insecta; Coleoptera; Chrysomelidae
Source: the annotation of a GenBank genome assembly
AUGCAGCCUCUCGAUGUAUGCUUUUAUGGACCGCUCAAGACGUAUUUUAACCAAGAGAUUUCUGUCUGGCUUAGAAAUCAUAAAGGAAGAGUGGUGACAGCUCUUCAGAUCAGAUAUUUAUUUAAUCAAGCUUAUGGAAAGACUGCUUCAGUCCAAAAAGUAUGCAAUGGUUUGAAAAACACUGGACUAUGGCUAGUUAAUCCAGAUCACCUUUUUGAACCAGCUGAAACAACAAAUAUGCCAAUAGCUUCCACAGCUGAUAACUCAGACUCAAUCCAGGAUCAGAACCUUCCAUCGUUGCCAAUAGAAGCGGAGGCUGACGAGAUUAUGGCCCAGGAACAGAAUAAGGCCCUGAAUCUUUAUCAAAGCUAUCCACUAUUUCUUGUAAACCAUCUACUUCAUCGGAUUCUUUAG